AUGAAGUUGAUUUCUAUAACAACAGCUUGUGCAUUUAUUUUAGCCGGUGUGGAUGCUGUAAAAUCCUCUUCCACUAAUGGUCGAUCUCAACUUCCUGGACUUGAAAAAAUCAAACAUGUGGUAUAUUUUAUGCAAGAAAACCGAAGUUUUGAUAUGUACUAUGGCACUAUGAGCGGAGUCCGUGGAUUUGCUGAUCCUCACGUUGGAAUCCAAAGCAAUGGUCUCAAUUUAUUUUAUCAACCUGACUCUCAUUCUACUGAUGUCAAGAAUGGUACCAAGUAUUUACUUCCUUAUAACUUUAAAGGAAACAGAGCUGGUUGUACUGUAGGUGGUUCAAACGGCUGGGUAAGUACCGCCAACCACAAUGCUAUUAAUGGAGGUGCAAAUGACAAUUGGCCAAAUGGAAAUGCUCCUUCAUCUAUGGGAUAUCUUGAAAGAAGUCAAAUUCCCUAUCACUUUGCUCUUGCUGAAGCCUUUACUAUUUGUGAUAAUUAUCAUCAAAGUGUUAUUGCUAGUACUAAUCCUAAUCGUGUCCACUGGAUGUCAGGCUCCGUUCAAGGUCCUCCUAACGAUUAUGUUCUUGAAGACAAUACCGAAACAAUUGGACUUGGUUGGGAAACCUAUCCUGAAGCUUUGACCAAGGCUGGUGUCGAAUGGCAAGUUUAUCAAGAUAAGGACAACUUUGAUGAUAAUCCAUUGGCAUGGUUCAGUUACUGGCGAAAUAUCAAAGAUGGACCUGAAAAACAAAAAGGACUUGGUGUUCUUGGUCUUCAAACAUUCUAUGAUCAAGCUAAAAAUGGUACGCUUCCUCCUUUCUCCAUUAUCGUUGGUCCUACUGAACUCUCUGAACAUCCCAACAAUACUCCUGCUGCUGGUGCAUGGCUUCAAGAACAAGUGGUGAAUGCUGUGAUGCAUGGAAAGAAUUGGGCUGAUACUGCUCUCUUUAUCAAUUACGAUGAAAGUGGAGGUUUUUACGAUCACGUUCAACCAGAAUUGGCUCCCAGCAAUAAAUAUGUCAAGGACAAAUUCAAUGGAAAAAUGGCUCCUCUUGGUUUAGGACCUCGCGUGCCUAUGGUGAUUGUAUCUCCUUAUACUAGAGGUGGCCAUGUCUUCUCUGAUGUAUCUGAUCACUCUUCUACAUUGAUGUUUAUGGAAGAAUGGGUUGGAAAAUUUGCCAAUGGUUCUUAUGCUGCUCCUGCUGUGAAUCUUGAUAGCUGGUACCGGGGUAUAACUUCUAAUUUGGUGAAUGCUUUUGAUUUUGCCAAUCCUGAUUUAUCUAUUCCUAACCUUCCUACCAAUCCCAAACCCGCUGUGGAUUCGACUGGUAAAUGGGACCCUACUGAAAUGUGUGAAAAAUUGACUGAUCCCAAAUCUACUCCUCCUUAUGGUAAUCAAACUUUUCCUACUGUGGAAUCUGGAUCCAAGAAACUCCGUGGCUCCAAUCCUAUUGGUCGUAAGUUGGCACUUAUCCAAACCAAUGGAAAAUCUUUGCAAGUAACUUCAACCGGUAAAAAGUUGAUGGCUCGCCGUUUACAAAAGAGAGAUUUGAAGAAAAAUGGAAUUAGUCCUAGUGCUCAUUUCAAGGCUGUACCUGCAGGCAAUGGCAAGCAAUAUAUGCUCCAAUCUAUCCAACAACCAGAUCACUGUGUCGAUGUGUGGGGAACUGAAGUUCAAUUGAAUGAAUGCAAAGGAACAUUAUGGGAAUUAGAUUAUCACAGUGAUGAUGCUCAUCAUCAUAUCAAACAUGUUGGAUCUGGAAAUUAUCUCAAUCUUGGUCAUAACGGUAAGAUCAACUUGGUUGAAAAUCAUCAUGAUGCUCACUUUGAAGUAUAUUCCAUUACUACCUCCAAUUAA
Halteromyces radiatus is the source of this 1854-nucleotide messenger RNA. Its product is annotated as phosphoesterase family-domain-containing protein. NCBI's taxonomy places the organism in Eukaryota, Fungi, Mucoromycota, Mucoromycetes, Mucorales, Cunninghamellaceae. Gene Ontology annotation, molecular function: hydrolase activity, acting on ester bonds. The transcript has 14 exons. The record is from RefSeq and is a predicted model, not a curated record. The coding region runs from base 1 to 1854 and encodes 617 amino acids.